AUGGCUCUGUGCAUAUGGCUCAACCAAUACAGAGUUCAUGCCGCCAACAAGCUCGAGUCGCGCCACCCGCGCGUCGCGCUCUGCGAGCUGCGCGAGCAGGCGCUGGCGCAUGUGACCAGCAAGGCUGACGCCGCUGCUCUCUGCCUCGCCUGCGACCGCGAUAUCCACUCCGCCAACCGCCUCGCCAGCUGCCACGAAUGCAUCCCCAUCACACUGUUCUUCGAGUCCGAACACUCAGUCAAGGCCUCCUCGCCGAUCAACUUCCACCACCGCUUCUUCUCCGACAUUGACGCUGACGCUGACGCUAACGUCAGCAUCGAGGAGGCCGAGGUCACAUCCUGGCUGCUAGCUAAUCCGAAGACAGAUCUAAAUUCGUCUCAGUACUUGUUCUCUGAAACCAAACUGGUUCCUUACAUAGAUCUGGAUUACGCGGCCAUGGAUCCAAAGACGGAGCAGAACAGUUCCGCCACCGCCGACGACGUCGUUCUGAUGCAGAGCAACUUCAAGUCGUUCACCUACGAGCACCAAACUUCUUUCUUCACAGCUACUUCUCUCGAUCUAGAACCUUCGGAGUGA
Glycine soja is the source of this 576-nucleotide messenger RNA. RefSeq names its product zinc finger protein CONSTANS-LIKE 4-like. NCBI's taxonomy places the organism in Eukaryota, Viridiplantae, Streptophyta, Magnoliopsida, Fabales, Fabaceae. The transcript has 2 exons. Gene Ontology annotation, cellular component: nucleus. Gene Ontology annotation, biological process: regulation of photoperiodism, flowering; regulation of flower development. Bases 1 to 576 code for a protein of 191 amino acids. The record is from RefSeq and is a predicted model, not a curated record.